Messenger RNA from Leptinotarsa decemlineata (Colorado potato beetle), 1127 nucleotides. RefSeq names its product methionyl-tRNA formyltransferase, mitochondrial. Gene Ontology annotation, molecular function: methionyl-tRNA formyltransferase activity. Gene Ontology annotation, biological process: conversion of methionyl-tRNA to N-formyl-methionyl-tRNA; biosynthetic process. The record is from RefSeq and is a predicted model, not a curated record. Lineage: Eukaryota; Metazoa; Arthropoda; Insecta; Coleoptera; Chrysomelidae. Gene Ontology annotation, cellular component: mitochondrion.
GACCAAUCCAACUUGUCAUUAAUAAAACUCCAAGAUUCAGUAAGAGAAAGUGUGGUUAAGUAUAUUUGUAUGAAAUUUGAAAACUUUAUUUAAAUGAAGUUCCUAUCCAAUUCACUCAAUAAUAUCAUAUGUAAUAUCAAAAGUGCUAGGGUGUGCUCAACAUUUCAUCCAAAACCUCCAUGGAAUGUGCUAUUUUUUGGAACAGACGAAUUUUCCCUAUGUAGUUUGAAAGCUCUAAGCUCCGAAAGUGUGCGAGGUGUAUUAGUAAAUAAAUUGGAAAUUGCUAGCCUCUCUCAAGGAAGUCACAAUACCGUGUGGAACUAUGCAGAAAAAGAGAAUAUGUUGGUUCACAAUUGGCCAGUUUCUAUAGAGAAUGGAUCUUUCCACUUGGGGGUCGUGGUAUCUUUCGGAAAGUUAAUUCCCGAAUCAAUUAUUAAUAAGUUCCCUUUUGGCAUAUUGAACGUCCAUGCAAGUUUGCUUCCCAGAUGGAGAGGCGCGGCCCCGAUAAUCUACACUUUAGCAAAAGGAGAUUUAGAAACUGGAAUUACAAUAAUGCGGAUAAAGCCCAAUAAGUUUGAUGUCGGGGAAAUUGUAGCACAAGAAAGGGUGCCAGUACCAAAAAAUGUGUUCAUGCCAGAAUUACGACAGAGGCUAGGACAAUUGGGUGCGGAAUGUUUAGUGAAAACUUUGAGAAACCUUCCAGAAUCACUGGAAAACGCCAGGCCACAAUCAAAUGAGAAAGUCACUUUAGCACCGAAAAUCACACCUGAUUUCGCCACAAUUGACUGGAUGAAUAUGCAAUCUAGUGAUGUUUACAAUUUAUAUAGAGCUUUACACGGCUUUCUCUCACCAACUACCAGCUGGAAAGGCAUACCAGUCAAACUGCAUGAUAUAGAAGAGUGUAAUGAAUCUAUAACUCAUGCCAAUGAAGAACCCAUUGGAGUUGGUUAUGUGAAAUAUGAUAAAAGAACUAAAGCAUUGAGGAUAAUCUGUUCAAAUAGAACUUAUAUCAGUGUUGGUAAAAUAAGUGUUUUUGGUAAGAAAGCAAUGAGUGCAUCUGAUUUCAAUAACGGAUAUUUGAAAAAAGUUUUUCCAUCGGAUAGAUACUUCAGAUGAAUCGUUGAAUA